CGUUCUGCUCGCCAAACACGCGCGUCCUGUCUCCUCUGCCCCCCCUCUCAUCUUGGCCUUCCUGCACCCCAUCCACAUUUACACCACCAGACGUAACACCUCCGCAGAAACCACAACGCUACAGCCAGUACUCCGCUCAGCGCAACGAUGCUGAACAAUCCAUCCUUCUUGCCACCUUCGGCCGGACAUCCUCGAGGCAGCGGCCCGAAGCGUAGCCGAAAAGCGCAGGCGACCCGCUCCCCCUCGUCCUCCUCUUCUCUGUCGUCUUCCUCUUCGGCUCCAUCCACGGCCACCGCGGCCACGUCAUCAAGCAGCAGCAGUGGAGCAGUGGAGCAGCAGCAGCCAAGCGCUUCUUCGACGUCGAUUCCCAAUGCGCCGGCUUCCUCGUCGUUUUCGACGCUCUCCUCGAGCAUUACCCCACCUUCGAGUCUGACGUCGUCGCCUGCGCUUCAGGCGCUCAUCUACGCCACAUCCAACGACCGCUACCCUGGCGCGCCCGGCACAUCCCUGCACCGAGCCAGGCUCGAAGCGGCCAGGCUGGCUGCACAGAGCAGGCGCGAAGCGCAAAAGGAGCUCGAGAGGCGCGAAGAGAUGAACCGGCUCGGCAUCUUGGGCGUCUCCGGAAAGCGCAGCCGGCCUGGCGGAUCCUCCAACGGCGCUGGCGGAGCAAAUGGCAAUGGGAGGGUGGGGAGCACGCCUCCCGUCUCGGUUGGUGAGCGGAGCAGCAGCCGGCGAAACCAGGCAGCAGCCGCUGCGGCCGCCGCUGCUGCUGCUGCUGCUGCUGCCUCUGCGUCGGCUGCGCCUUCAUCAUCUUCGUCGAGCUCGUCGUCAAAUGGCAACGGAAACGGCAACGGCAAUGGCUCGGCGCGACGGGCAAACGGCAAUGCGGGAUCAGGAGGCGCAGGUGGGCGGAACCUGGCCAAUGCAAUCGACCACAACUCGCUGCCAGUCCCCCUCACAAACGGAGGCAGCCCCAUCCUGCCUCCUUCAUCGUCGGGCAGGAUACGCAGGCCGGCCAGCGCCAGUCGUGGCGCCAGUCCCUUGCCGCUCACGUCAACGCUUCAUCCCACGCAGCACCAACAGCCGCACGCUCAGACCCAGCAUCACAGCGAAGCGAACGCGGAGAUGGCCUCAAACGGUCUCGGUCUCGGUGUCACUGGCAUGGGUGGAGGUUCAGAAUCAUGACACGUCUCGCAUGCUAGUAUGGCCCAUGCAUGUAUGCGCUCAAGCACCUCAUACGCAACUAAGUUGAUAGCUAUUUGUUGUACUCCUAUGAAUGGUUGAUUAG
Acaromyces ingoldii is the source of this 1288-nucleotide messenger RNA. RefSeq lists its product as hypothetical. Bases 148 to 1185 code for a protein of 345 amino acids. Lineage: Eukaryota; Fungi; Basidiomycota; Exobasidiomycetes; Exobasidiales; Cryptobasidiaceae. The record is from RefSeq and is a predicted model, not a curated record. The transcript has a single exon.